AUGUCUGCCGAAGACUCCCAGAACUCCGCUGGCAACGCCAACGCGAUCGCUGACCAGCUUGACCGCCUGAACGUCGACGGCGAGGCGGCUGAUGUGACCCCACGCACCGAGCAGGAGUACGCCGAGUCGCAGCUCACUCUCCGCGCCAUCGUCUCGUCCAAGGAAGCCGGUGUCAUUAUCGGCAAGGCGGGCAAGAACGUCGCUGAUCUGCGCGACGAGACCGGCGUACGCGCCGGCGUCAGCAAGGUUGUGCAGGGCGUCCACGACCGCGUGCUCUCCGUCACCGGCAGUCUUUCUGGCAUCUCCAAGGCGUAUGGUCUGGUCGCCAAGGGUCUGCUCGACGGCGCACCUUCCAUGGGCAUGGGCGGUGUCAUCCGUAGCGACGGCACGCACCCCAUCCGCCUCCUCAUCUCGCACAACCAGAUGGGCACCAUCAUUGGCCGUCAAGGCCUGAAGAUUAAGCAGAUUCAGGACGCCUCUGGUGUUCGCAUGGUCGCCCAAAAGGAGAUGCUCCCUCAAUCUACCGAGCGCAUUGUCGAAGUCCAGGGCUCUCCAUCAGGCAUCGAGAAGGCUAUCUGGGAGAUUGGCAAGUGCCUUAUCGAUGACCACGAGCGCGGCUACGGCACUGUACUCUACAACCCCGCCGUGAGAGUUCAGCCCGGUGCUGGUCCCCUCACGACCAACAACGGUGGCGCCCCAACAGGCCUUAGCUCUGGACGCUCGUACAACCGCACUGGCCACGGCGCUGACUUCAGCGACUCUCCGCCUUCGACGUUCCAGCGUCGCUCUGGCUCCGAUGCUGCAAACCGACCCCCGCCCCCGACCCACACCGAAGACGGCGAAGAGAUGCAGACGCAGAACAUCAGCAUUCCUUCUGACAUGGUCGGCUGCAUCAUCGGCCGUGGUGGCAGCAAGAUCAGCGAGAUCCGCAAGACGUCCGGCGCUCGCAUCUCCAUUGCCAAAGCACCUCACGACGAUACUGGCGAGCGCAUGUUCACAAUCACUGGUAGUGCCAGUGCCAACGAGAAGGCAUUGUACCUCCUUUACGAGAACCUCGAGGCCGAGAAGAUGCGACGUAGCCAGGCUCAGGACUAG
Molecule: messenger RNA, 1095 nt
Organism: Ascochyta rabiei
Lineage: Eukaryota; Fungi; Ascomycota; Dothideomycetes; Pleosporales; Didymellaceae
Product: RNA binding protein, heterogenous nuclear RNP-K like protein
Exons: 2
Coding region: 1-1095 (364 amino acids)
Biological process (GO): 3'-UTR-mediated mRNA stabilization
Cellular component (GO): nucleus; cytoplasm
Molecular function (GO): mRNA 3'-UTR AU-rich region binding
Source: RefSeq, a predicted model, not a curated record